AUGCCACCGGACGGCGACGCGGCGGGCGGCACGGGCGCGGACAUCGCGGCGGACGAGCUGCAGAGCCUGAGCUUCGGCUCCUCCUCGGACCGCUCGCGCUCCCGCUCCGCCUCCACGGUCUCCACCGCCACGGCGUCCUGCUCCACCUCCUCGUCGGGCCCGCUCCACCACCACCUCUCGCUCCCGCCCCCUCCCUCUCGCCGGACCCCGACCUCCUCCUCCGCCGUAUCCACGACGCAGAUCCCGCGCCUCGGCGCCGUCGCCCUCUCCGACAUCCGCUUCCUGCGUCGCCUCGGCGCCGGCGACAUCGGCAGCGUGUACCUGGCCGAGGUCAGGCCACCCGCCGCCGCCGCCAAGGCGGAGGACAAGGAGAAGGACACACACCGCCGCCGCCGCUGGCGCCGCAGCAGACGAAGCCGCUGGUGGUGGCCGCCAAGGUGA
Molecule: messenger RNA, 441 nt
Organism: Miscanthus lutarioriparius
Lineage: Eukaryota; Viridiplantae; Streptophyta; Magnoliopsida; Poales; Poaceae
Source: the annotation of a GenBank genome assembly